Hibiscus syriacus is the source of this 1230-nucleotide messenger RNA. RefSeq names its product serine/threonine-protein phosphatase PP1-like. Gene Ontology annotation, cellular component: cytoplasm; nucleus. Lineage: Eukaryota; Viridiplantae; Streptophyta; Magnoliopsida; Malvales; Malvaceae. The record is from RefSeq and is a predicted model, not a curated record. The transcript is spliced from 4 exons. Bases 184 to 1137 code for a protein of 317 amino acids. Gene Ontology annotation, molecular function: protein serine/threonine phosphatase activity.
CCUUCUUUUGAUCCCCAAUCUUUCUUUCUCUCCAUCUUAAAGCUUUCAAGUCCUUUUAAUAAACCAUCAAAUACCCAUUUUUCCUCAUCAAUUAUUUGCAAAAACCGGACAAAAAUCAAGUCGGAUUAGCUAAAAUUUGCGGGGAAAUUUGUGAGUGGAGAAUCGCUGAAGGGAAAAGGGGUGAUGAUGACGAUAGAAGGAGUAAUGGACACGGCGGUUUUGGAUGAUAUAAUACGAAGGUUAUUGGAAGGGAAAGGAGGGAAACAGGUUAAACUUUCCGAGGAAGAGAUUCGUCAGCUUUGCAUUAAUGCUAAGCAGAUCUUCAUUUCUCAGCCUAAUCUUCUUCAGAUCAGUGCUCCCAUUAGAAUCUGUGGUGAUAUCCAUGGACAAUACCAAGAUUUGUUGAGGGUAUUCGAGUACGGUGGGUAUCCACCGGAAUCGAACUAUUUGUUCCUUGGGGAUUACGUAGACCGAGGCAAGCAAAGCUUGGAGACCAUAUGCUUGCUUUUGGCCUACAAAAUAAGAUGCCCAGACCGGAUUUUUCUCUUGAGAGGGAACCACGAGGACGCUAAGGUCAACCGGAUCUAUGGGUUUUAUGAUGAGUGCAAAAGGAGAUUUAACGUUAGUCUUUGGAAACUUUUCACCAACUGCUUUAACCAUUUGCCCGUGGCUGCACUCAUUGAUGAGAAGGCGCUUUGUAUGCACGGUGGGUUGUCUCCGGAUUUGGAAAAAUUGGAUCAGAUCAAGGAGAUCGAGAGGCCAACGGAAGUUCCCGACGGUGGUCUUCUAUGUGACCUACUCUGGUCCGACCCUAAUCCGAAUGUAGAGGGUUGGGCGGAUAGUGAUAGAGGCAUUUCGUGCACUUUCGGUGCCAAUGUUAUUGCUAACUUCUUGGAAAAGAAUGACCUCGAUCUCAUUUGUCGUGGUCACCAAGUGGUGGAGGGUGGGUAUGAGUUUUUUGCUAAUAGGAAAUUAGUAACAAUAUUUUCAGCUCCAAACUAUGGUGGAGAUUUUGACAAUGCCGGUGCUCUGUUGAGUAUUGAUGAAGCUCUUGUGUGCUCCUUCGAGAUAUUGAAACCAGCAGUGCCAAGCAAUAAGGUCAAUUUAAAGAAGCCACAGAAGAUCGGAACAACCUGAUGCGGCGUGAACUGAGAAGUUUCCGGGAGGGAUGUUGUUGAUCGACACAUACAAAUUUCCGACAAGCUCGAUCGGAAAACUGUACUUCGGUUU